CCCCUUUCCUUAGCUUCAAUUACCAUUGGCAUUUACGUUUCUUUCAAUAUAUAAUAUAAAGGAAAAGAAAAAAGAAAGAAAAGAAAAGAAAAGAAAAGGCAAAAUGGGAAUUAAGGUGGGUGAGGGAAGAGGCAGUGCAAUCGGAAGAGGCGUCGCUGUUGCCGCCGUUAUAGGGUUAGUUAUGAUGUCUCAGUUGGAAAGCGUGGAGGCAGCCGUUUACGAUGUCGGCGGCUCCAGUGGAUGGACCUUUAACGUCCAAAAUUGGCCCAAAGGAAUACGUUUUCGUGCCGGUGAUAUUCUCAAGUUCAAUUACGACUCAUCAAUUCAUAACGUGGUGGUGGUGAACAAAGCUGGGUACGCCUCCUGCAAAACUCCGGGGGGUGCCAAAGUGUACAACACCGGCAGCGAUCAGAUCAAAUUACCCAAAGGACAGAGCUAUUUCAUCUGCAACUUCCCCGGCCACUGUGAGGCCGGCAUGAAGAUCGCCGUCAAUGCUCUCUGAUCUAAUUAAAAUAAUUUCACCCUCUUUUUUUUUUUUGAUAUGUUUAUUUACUGCUGUUAAAAUAAAAGUUAUUGUACGUAUGUAUUGUCCUUUAUUUAUAUAACUAUAAGUAUAUAGUAUAUUGUGGGAGUGUUUCCUUU
This is a messenger RNA of Cucumis melo (muskmelon), 642 nucleotides long. RefSeq names its product basic blue protein-like. The transcript is spliced from 2 exons. The record is from RefSeq and is a predicted model, not a curated record. Gene Ontology annotation, cellular component: plasma membrane. Gene Ontology annotation, molecular function: electron transfer activity. NCBI's taxonomy places the organism in Eukaryota, Viridiplantae, Streptophyta, Magnoliopsida, Cucurbitales, Cucurbitaceae. Bases 104 to 502 code for a protein of 132 amino acids.